Molecule: messenger RNA, 1625 nt
Organism: Phoenix dactylifera (date palm)
Lineage: Eukaryota; Viridiplantae; Streptophyta; Magnoliopsida; Arecales; Arecaceae
Product: TATA-box-binding protein-like
Biological process (GO): DNA-templated transcription initiation
Molecular function (GO): DNA binding
Source: RefSeq, a predicted model, not a curated record
CUAAUCGCGACGACCUCCUCUCUCUCUCUCUUUCUCUCUCUCUCAAAACCAAACCCUAAAAGCCUCUCUCUCCGCCCUAUUUGCCUCCAGAUCUCACCCCUCUCCAUAUAAAAACUCCUCUUUUUGAAAUCUCCCCCCUAUAAAUCAACUUUCGUCACCACGGCCUACUCAAAUUUCAUCUGUUUUGAUCCCGAUCGCCUCUGGAAUCAUCCAAUCCGAAGAGGAACCGGCGGAUUUGGUGUGGAAUUGGGAGAGAGUUAGAUCCGUCUCCUUCCUCGUUCCUGCCCGAGAUCCCUGGUGUUCUCUUCUUCAAUCCCUCCGAUCUUGCAGUCCUUUGCUUAUCUUGAUCAGAUUGGUCGAAAAAAACCCUUUUACCUUAAAAUAAUCGGUUCUUUUAGUUAAAAAUUGGCCUUUUUCUUCAAAACUUCGUGUUUUUCGGUGUUUUAAAGAAGAAAAACAUAAAAAUAAGGAUUUUUUAUUGAUCUUAUAAGAUCGACAGAGAGGAAUCAAAUCGAAAAAACUACAGAUUUGAAGGUAUUGGAUAGAUUUUUGAGAUCAAGUGAGCUGAAAUCUUUGAGGAAUUUUGGUCCGGUUGGUCCUUUAAGAGGAAGGAUUUGAGGGGUGGAGCAUGGCUGAUCAGGUCGGGGAGGGGAGCCAGCCGGUUGAUCUCUCCAAGCACCCUUCUGGCAUUGUUCCUACACUCCAAAAUAUUGUUUCAACUGUUAAUCUGGACUGCAAGUUGGACCUUAAAGCAAUAGCUCUGCAGGCCCGUAAUGCGGAAUACAAUCCCAAGCGUUUUGCUGCAGUAAUCAUGAGAAUAAGAGAACCCAAAACCACCGCAUUGAUAUUUGCAUCAGGAAAAAUGGUUUGUACAGGAGCAAAGAGUGAACAACAAUCCAAACUUGCAGCAAGGAAGUACGCUCGGAUCAUUCAGAAGCUCGGGUUUCCUGCUAAAUUCAAGGACUUCAAGAUUCAAAACAUUGUUGGUUCAUGUGAUGUCAAAUUUCCAAUAAGACUGGAGGGCCUUGCGUAUGCCCAUGGUGCUUUCUCCAGUUAUGAACCAGAGCUCUUUCCUGGUCUGAUCUAUCGGAUGAAACAGCCAAAAAUUGUGCUACUUAUCUUUGUUUCGGGCAAAAUAGUUCUUACAGGAGCCAAGGUGAGAGAUGAGACAUAUACUGCCUUUGAGAACAUCUAUCCAGUCCUCACGGAAUUCAGGAAAAUCCAGCAAUGAUUCUCUCAAGAGACACUGAUGCUAAUAUUUGGUGCUCCCAACUGUAUAUAUCUUGAAACUGUCCAGACAAGUUUGGUUGUGAGAUUUGACAGUCUAAGCUAUACAUAUGUAUGCGAUACGGAUUUUGCGCCGUUGUAUGAGUAUCUUGAGUCAUGUUUAAUGGUCUAGAGACUAGAGAGCAAAAGAGCCAACAGCUCAUUACUUCAAUGUUCCAAAGGAAUCGCAAGGGCAGCAGUCAACUUGUUAUUUUGCCUCUCUUUUUUUUUUUCUUUUUUCUUUUGGUUGAACCGGAUCUUUAUUAUAUCAUCCUUGAAUAAAUACAGCCAAGAGAAUCAGCCUGUAAAAUAUUCAAAAUCUAAUUAGAGGCCACGGAGGUCCAUGAAGUGGUUCCAUA